GCAAUGCGGUUGCAUGCAGGAUUGCAUGUUAGGAAGUGACAACAAAUGAGUUCAGUUUAGUCAACAUACACAUCAUUUCUUUGAUAUUAAAAUGCCGUGUCAUUAUUUUUAAUUAGAAGGAUCAUGUUGAACCGUUUAUCAUACUUUAAGAAGAACAAGACGUUGAAGUAUGGCAUUCCCAUGCUGUUGCUUGUCGUUGGAGGUUCAUUUGGUUUGCGGGAGUUCACGCAGAUCCGAUACGAUGCCCAGAAAUUCCGGAAAAAGUUGGACCCAGCUCUUGAGGCCAAAAUAAACCCAGAGAAACAGGCCGUCAUCCUGGAGGAAGAGUAUGAGAAACUUCAGCAAGCUAACUUGGAUGGCUGGAAGAAUAUUCGUGGGCCCAGGCCUUGGGAAGAAUCCAGAGAAUACCAGGAACAGCAGAGAGCACGACUUAACAAGGAACCCUAAUCACACACACACACACACACACACACACACACACACACACACACACACACACACACACACACACACACACACACUGCCAACAGAAGUACUCUGUCCUUUUUCUGAGCAUGGUUCUGCAGUCGUGCAUGUAAACAAGGACAUGUGGAUUCUGCCGUGUUGUGAGGCCUGUGUCUGAUGAUUGACGUGAACUUUGAACUUUCAAAUCACCUGGCCUUUUUUGCUGGCCUUUCAUCAGACCUUGAUGGUCUGCUGUUGGACACAGAAGAUGCCUCAGAGAAUACAAUGGAGUAAAUGAGGCUGAAGAUAGGGUAUGUGUUUUGAAAACAUGGUGACCGCUUGUUAAAGAGAAUGGUUCUGUAUUCGUAGAUUGUGAGAUUGAGUGAGCUUCUUGUGUGCAAGCACAUUAUCAGUGCUGGGGAUAAGUCCAUAGACUUCUGACAUGCAUCUGUGUGACAAACUGAGUUGAUGUCAGUUAUACCACCUGUCCUCCUUUGUGAGUGCAUUAUCAUACUUUUAUUUUAAUAAACAAAGAAAAAAAAGAAA
This is a messenger RNA of Engraulis encrasicolus (European anchovy), 990 nucleotides long. Its product is annotated as cytochrome c oxidase assembly protein COX16 homolog, mitochondrial. The record is from RefSeq and is a predicted model, not a curated record. The transcript is spliced from 4 exons. Gene Ontology annotation, cellular component: mitochondrial inner membrane. The coding region runs from base 124 to 447 and encodes 107 amino acids. Gene Ontology annotation, biological process: mitochondrial respiratory chain complex IV assembly. NCBI's taxonomy places the organism in Eukaryota, Metazoa, Chordata, Actinopteri, Clupeiformes, Engraulidae.